CAUAACAAGAACAACGCGUAGUUCCUAAUUUGGGUCGUACUCGUCGUAGCAAAACUACUGAGUGCGUAUGGGAAAAAAGAAAAACGCAUAAAUUCGUGAUUUAUUUACACCUUCCUCGGUCGGAGACCCCGCGGUUGAACAUGAGAGAAACACCACAAUUCGUACAUCUCUCGUAGAAAAAAUAGUGUGGUUGCAGCUCGAUGGCCGCGAUAGAAUCGUCCGUGACAUCUGAAUUCAUGUGUUGUGGGUGCCGUCAUCGCAUGCGUCACUGUUCCUGAGAGAAGUUGAAGUGGUGUGUUGCGAAUGAUACAAGGGGCUCGACGGGGUCGUAGUACCGGUACCGUAUCGGGAAUCAUCAACUUCAACAGUACAAGACGAGGAUUCCUAAUCCUAGUAAUUGCUACUUAAAAACUCCGUUCGUGUACUCUAUGAUCAUGUUCGUGUUGUAUCACUCCUCACUAUUGCUUCUGCUAUAUCUGCGCCUGAGCCGAAAAUAAAGAGCCGUCUCCGACUCAACAUCAUAGAUCAAAAGAGUACCUCUACGUUGUAACAAGUACAAAGAAUUUACAAAAAUAACGGGCUCCUGAACAGCUUCGAGUGAGGCUUGGAUCUCUGUGACCACACUUUUUCCGGCUAGGCGACCAAGACGAAGAAAAUGCCGAAAAACGUCAAGACUGUCCUGUCGAAGGUGUCCUUUGCGAUCGCGGGGGGGGUACUACAAUAUUUAUCUAUAUAUAAAAAGUACAAUUUUUUUAUGUUGAUGUACAUCCAUCAGUAUAGUUUGAAGAAUGGCCCCCGAGUAUGCAUGUGCUUAAAUCGUCAUACUGAAAAGUCUUAAAAAAUUUGUACAGCAGCGCGUGCGCUGGCGAUGGACACAGACGCGAAGAAGGGCUCGAUCGUAUCACAUGAAAACACGAAUAUCUUGCCCUUCCCACACCCAACAAAGUGUAUCUGUAUGCGUGUUGUUUUGUUUGUGGAACGGAGGUUAAAAAAGGUCAAUUUGUUUAGUGAGGAGGGGGUCGAGGAAGAUUCCAAGCUUGUCUAGGUAUAGACAUAGGUCGGUCAUGCGUGUCAUGGAAGAUCGGCCUCUGUACAAGCGCACUGUUUACUAGCACUACAGACUCACCUACAAGAGAAUGUAGUGCGGAGCCUCAGGUUCUUCUUUUCCUUGCCGCAAGACAAGCUCCCCUUUUUACAUACGACAAGCAACUACAAAAACUUCGUUUCGCAAGGCCGGGGAGUGGGAUGGGAUAUUUUUCCCCAGGAUAAAUCACUUCCGAGGGAAAUUACGAAGCUGAAACCGACAUCGCCGAGGACGGCGAAGCGGUUGGAGAAGCAACUGCGGGAGUUUUUCAAGAAGUGGGCGGUACUUAUGAGGGAGUUUUUCAACAUUCUUUUUCAACAUUGACAUUGAGCUGCUUUAUGAUUCACGCACUUCAUUGCGGCAGUACUUAGAAGCCACUUUUUUGCAUUGCCUUUGUCUCGCGAAAUUUUUCGAGUUUGCUCUGUUUUUGCAUAUAUACAGUUUCAACGAGCUGGGGGUGCACGUUCGACCACGGUGCCCCGGGAAGCAACCCGUGCAAGUACUCUGGGCUCACGGCACUGGCGGGUAAACCGGCGCACAAGAACUGCUGCUACGCGGAAACUCUACACAGCAAGAACAAGGAUGGAGGGGUUGUCGGGACGGCGUGCCACAAGUGGACAGCUGAGGCCGUGCUGGCGAGGUUCAAAGAAUACGACACCCAAGACCUAGCCGACAAGCACUUCGCAAAGAUGAAGUUCGACUACUGUCCCAAGUAGAACAAGAACGAGGAGCGGUAGGUACCGCUCAUCGGUUACGGCAAACGGUUGUGGUUUGUAAGAAACGAAGAAACCUCCAAAAGUAAAUAGUCGAAUCGAUAUGAUAUGUUAUUUUCGGUUUCGCUAACGCUUUACAUUUUUGUAGAUUCACAAAUAAAUAAAGAAAGUGAUCAGCUUUUAGAAGAAAGUGAUCAGCUUUUAGAAGAAAAUAGUCGCAACAAUUCCUGCUCCUUCCCCUUCGGUCGAAGUCGAACAAAAGACGGAACUUUUUAUGUGACCUCCUGUACGAUGAUCUCAGCCCCACCGUGUUCUUGUAGAAAAAAAAACACUGCAAACUGAUCGCAGUGGAAGCCAAAUUAAUAUAAGUAUGUCGUAAGCGAAAACCUAAUCGCCGCCGCUGGCAGCUGAAUGCUGCGCAUUGACAUUUGUCAUACUCACAGCUCUCAGGUGUGAUGUUUUCACGAAUGCAAAAUAAAGCAGCAUCAUGCGUGGAAAAACGAUUGUAUUGGGUAUACUAACUAACGCCUCUGCACGUCAGCUCGGGAAGAGGAAAACGCUGUUGAUAGUGUUGGGAGACGGAUUUUCAUCUGAAUCACAAGUGCGACAGAUAAAGAUAUAGGGAACCAGCCGCAAAU
Molecule: messenger RNA, 2435 nt
Organism: Amoebophrya sp. A120
Lineage: Eukaryota; Dinophyceae; Syndiniales; Amoebophryaceae
Source: the annotation of a GenBank genome assembly